UCAUCUAGCUCUCUUCACUUCACUGUACAGUCACAGACACACAAACACUCUAAUACCUUCACACACAAAAACGCACUUCCCCCAUUCUUGUCCAAACUCCCAAAGCUUCUCUCCCCAAUGGAACCCCCACCAUUACUCCUCACUCUCCUCCACCUCCUCCUCCUCUCCUCCACCACCCUGUCCGCCACCACCCCCAACACCACUCACUCCCGCCCCCCAACUCCAUCCCCCAACACCACUCACUCCCUCCCCCCAACUCCAUCCCCCACUUCCUCUCCAACCCCCACCACCCCCUCCGCUCCUUCCUCAAAAGGCUCCUCUUCUCUAGACCCCAAACAAGUAAGAGCCCUCCAAUCCCUCAACAUCCCAACUUCCAAAGACCCAUGCACUCAGCUCCACUCCAACACCACCCUCUGCGACGCCGCCAAGCCCUUCCGCCACCUCCUCUCCCUCACCCUCGCCAACUGCUCCGACGACGUCGCUCUGUCCUUCACCGCCCUCAAGUCCCUCUCCACCCUCCAAUCCCUCCACUUCCUCAACUGCCCCAUCGCCCCCAUUCGCUUCCCCGCCGAUCUCCUCGCCUCCCUCCACUCCUUCUCCGCCGUCAGCAGCCUCCGCCACCUCACCGGCGUCUGGCUCUCCCGCCUCCAGAACCUCACCGAUCUAACCGUCUCCAACGUCCAAGUCAAUGCCAGUGGCCCUUUCGUAAUUCUCGGCAACUUGAAGAAGCUCAGGUCCGUCACCAUCUCCCAUGCCAACCUCACCGGUAAUGUUCCCAAACACUUGAAUCUCAACUUGACCCAGAUCGACUUUUCGGGUAAUAAGCUCGAGGGAAGAAUACCCAGUUCCAUUACUAUACUCGAAAACCUCGAAAGCUUGAAUCUUUCUUCCAAUACACUCAAUGGCGAAAUACCCACUUCGUUUGGGGACCUCAUAUCCCUCAGAAAUGUCUCCCUUGCUUCGAAUUUGCUAUCUGGGCCGAUACCCGAGUCGAUUUCAGCCAUUCCCGGCUUGGUUCAUCUUGAUCUGAGCUCGAAUCAGCUCAAUGGCACAAUCCCCAAGUUCCUUUCGGAUAUGAAGAGCUUGAAAUUCUUGAAUCUGGCCAACAAUAACUUCCAGGGGGUCGUUCCUUUCAAUGUGUCAUUCAUUAGUAAGUUGGCUUUGUUCAAGAUUAGUAGGAACAGCAAUUUGUGCUACAACCAUUCGGUUCUUUCGUCGAAAUUGAAGCUCGGCAUUGCUCCCUGUGAUAAACAUGGGCUGCCAAUGUCGCCUCCUCCGGCGAAAGAGGAUAGUUCAGCGGAUGACAGCAGUGAUUCGGAUUAUGAUGACAGUGAUGGGGAUAGUUCCCAAAACCAGGAUCAUCAUCAUGGGCCUAAUAAGGUAGUUCUUGGUGUGGCAAUUGGGCUUUCUUCCCUUGUCUUCCUCAUAGUUUUCUUGAUUCUUCUAUCAAAGUGGUGUGGGUGAAGUUGAGCUAAUCAAGUGAGUUGUUUGUUGUGAUUAAUUUCAUUUGUCUAGGAGUUUAGAGAUUAAUUAGGCAGUAAAGAUUGAAUUUUGAUUUAAUUUAUUAUACUUGGUGAUGAGGAGGGAGGAAGAGUAGAUGGGAAGGUGACAGAACAAAAAGAGGGAGAGUGAUAAUUGAUUUGGAGUGUUCUAUUUUUAUCACUGCUCUGAUGGGGUUGCUGGAGAAAAAGAGCAGUUUGUUUUUUCCAUUAUUACCUACUUGAACAGUUGAAUGUAUUAUUUCUUUGCCAUCAUUUAUGUAUUUUUCUU
Messenger RNA from Rosa chinensis, 1770 nucleotides. Its product is annotated as receptor-like protein 51. Gene Ontology annotation, molecular function: protein binding. The transcript has a single exon. The annotation marks the transcript as partial. NCBI's taxonomy places the organism in Eukaryota, Viridiplantae, Streptophyta, Magnoliopsida, Rosales, Rosaceae. The record is from RefSeq and is a predicted model, not a curated record.